Procambarus clarkii (red swamp crayfish) is the source of this 5590-nucleotide messenger RNA. RefSeq names its product zinc finger protein 813. Gene Ontology annotation, biological process: regulation of transcription by RNA polymerase II. The record is from RefSeq and is a predicted model, not a curated record. Lineage: Eukaryota; Metazoa; Arthropoda; Malacostraca; Decapoda; Cambaridae. Gene Ontology annotation, cellular component: nucleoplasm. Gene Ontology annotation, molecular function: RNA polymerase II cis-regulatory region sequence-specific DNA binding; DNA-binding transcription repressor activity, RNA polymerase II-specific.
AAAACACAAUUACACUAUACUUGCCACAACUUAAGAUUUAACUUUAUAUAUAUUUACAUUUAACAAAUAUAAGUACUUUAAAGUCUUUAAAAUACUUAAUUUAUUGAAUGUGACACGAUCAAAUAAAAUAAUAAACUAUUGCAAGGUGCGUCUCAUAUAUUACAGUGGAGGAAAUCAACCUCUGUUGAAAUGGGAACUAUUAUUCAUUUAGUGCAUAAAACCUUCAACAUUAUAACGGAAUUUAUUCAGAAGGCUGAAGGGGCAGAUUUGGUCGAAUGUCACAGAAUCACUUACCACAUUCGUGAGGAUGACAGUCACUGCAGCAGCUCGACUUACCUGCUCAUUUUAGAGCAGAUGAUAUCAAAACUAAAGGAUAUCAUUGAGAAUUUGAAGAAUGAUGUUGAGAAGUCACAGUCUUCAGCCCCACAAGUUCUGCAUGCAUCAGAAGGCUCUUCUGAUAAUGAAAGUUCCGAAGAGUCGCUGGAAAACUCUGGGGAUGGUAAUGAAAGUUUGGGAUGUCAAAAGAUGCCAAAUUCCUCCUCAUUUGUGAUGCCUGCAGACAGUAAGCCAUUAUCUGAUAAACACCCAUCAAUAGAUGCACUUGUGGAUGAUGGAAAUGCAUCUGGAAUGGUUUUAUCACCUAAUAUUGUGACCUCUACAUCAUCGAGUGCACUGUCAGGGGCAGUUCUGCCCACCUCUUUCUCUAACACAUUUUCAACAGCUCCAGAAACUCACUCAUCACAAAUUAGUGGAAUAACAGAUCCAACCACAAUUCUUACUUCAUCACUAAAUGUUGAGCAGUCAUUAUGUGAUACUAGCUAUGGAGACCAAGCAGAACAUUUAAAAUGCAUGAAGUGUGGAGCAGAACUACCAGUGGAUGAUGAGGCAGCAUAUUGCAGCAUGUCCAACUGUGCCAUCCUGCACACUUGUCCACGGUGUUGCAGUAUUGCAGAUUCAGUCUCCAAAAGACGAAGACGAAUAGUAGAAGCGGAUGAACCAUCCGUUUCUGUUGACUUGACUGGAAGUGAAAAUAAGAGCUCUGAAACACCUGUCAAAAAACAUACGUGUGAAAAAUGUGGACGAGUUUUCUCCAAAUGGAAACAUCUCUCUAUUCACUAUACAAAGGUACAUUUAGAUGAAGAUGGUGGAGAGGUGGGUCAUCCAGAACUUCUGGGAAGCAAUACACUGCCGCUCUACUGUUGUAAGACGUGCAACCUGGCCUGUCUUUCUGUACAGAGGUUUAACACACACACAUGUCGUCUUCCCACUGACGAUGAUAACACCACUUCCACUCUUUCAAACAGAAUUCUUAUUACCAAUGUACUUAAACUGCACAAACUUCGUAAGUUUGUGUGCGAGACUUGUGGUGUGGAGUAUCGGACUUUCAAACGCAUCACCUACCACCUGCCUCGCUGUUCGCCUGGGCCUUAUCCUUGCAAUGUGUGUGCAUUGCUCUUUACUACACAAAAGGAACUUAACUACCACAAGAAAAAGUUGCACAAGGAUGAAAAAUGCUUUGUAUGUGAAGAGUGUGGAAAGUCAUUCCAGAGGAGAACAUCGCUACAGAAGCAUGCCAUUAACUGGCACGAGUCAAAUAGCGCCAUGGGUCCAUUCAAGUGUGAGCUGUGCCCAAAGAAGUUUAUCCGUCGAAUAUACCUAACAAAUCAUAAACUGAGGAUGCAUGGACUGGACAAAAAGUUUUUGUGUCAGGUAUGUGGUAAUAAAUUCAUGACACAAAAUUCCCUCAUGGCCCACAUGGAGGUCCAUAAUGAGCAUAAACGGUUUGAAUGCACCUUUUGCAAGAAGAAGUUUAAAAGGAAGGAAAAGCUCAAGUACCACGAGAGAAUACACACAGGAGAGAGGCCCUUCCAUUGCCAGUUAUGUGUUCGUGGCUUUGUCAGCAAAACGAAGCUAGAUGAGCACGUGAGUCGUCAUCGUGGGGACCGCCGCUACCGCUGUUCCUACUGCACCAAGACAUAUGCAGGAGCAUGGGAUUUAAAGCAACAUGUCAGAAAAGUGCAUGACAAGCUGUGUGAGAAAGUAGCAGUGACUGUUGUUGCUCCGAACCAAACGAGCACUGGUAACUCUGCACUGACUCAGGUACAAGUUUUGGAUCCUUUAGCCAUAGCAACUGCAGCAUCUGGUCUCAAGGAAGAGGAAGGAGUUACAUGUGGGAGUAGUAUGGCGCACUCUCAUACCCAAGGCAAUACCUCGUCGGCCACCCUUGAAGAGGUUGGCAGUGGACUGGUUGGGGCUGCUCAAUACAUUACUGUGAGUGGGCAGCCAGCAGUGACUAUUCCAGUAGUGGGAAGCAUACAGGGACAUAUCCCACCUCUUGGUCAUGUUGUGCAGGUAUCUGGCUCAACUGUUCCUCUGGCUGGUGUUGGGACAGCCAUUGGCACUGGUGGAACAUCAAUGCAAACAGUACAGACAGUGCAGGCAGUCCAGACCAUUCCAGGAGUGACUGCUACUGAAUACUCUGUCCAGACUCUCCCUCCUCAAGCAGUACAUACCACACAAGGCUAUAUUUUCACUCAAGGCUUUGAUAUGGUCAGUGGCACCUUGCAGUAUUAGUAAGCACACUGUAAGGGAUGGAUUUCCAAAGAAGAUGGAAUACUUGAGACAACCAGACAUUUGUAAAGGCUACAGAUUUUGCUAAUUAUUCUCAGUAGAGAUAAUCUACAUGGAGUUGUCACCUUAAGUGUAAUCAAAAUACAGUAUUAAUUGAAAUUGCUAAGCUUACUACAUUAUUGACAUUACUAGGUAUCAUAUAGCUAUCCUGGUAUGUUUGUAUGUUGGCAAAGGACUUGUCAUUAUUUAUGCCACAUGGUCUUUAAGGCAGUAUUCUGGCAGGAGAACUUAAUGCUGUAUGAAAUGUAAUUACUGUACCAACAGACACCUCUUUUAAAAGGUAAUUCAACAUGUUUCUUCAAAUCAUCUAUAGUCAGCUGGGUCAUGGUAUCAUGUUGAACUGCAACCUGCAAGCAGCAAUAGUCUGACUUAUGAAGACUAGCUGUCAACAGUACGGCCUAAUUAGAGAUUAGACUACUGGGAUGAUUUUCCUUAAAACUAUCAUGAGAUAUUAAUGACUAAGCAUAUCUGAGAUUCAAAAUAAUGGAUUGGCCAACCAUUUAAGAAAACUAAAUUGAAAAAUGAGUAAAGAAUGUAUAAAGAGAAAAUAAGAAAAAAUAUUAAAAGUAAUAAUAAAUUUUACUUGAUAAGACAGAAUCUCAAAAAAUAUAUCUCGGAUUGAGUGAACUAUACCAUAAAUAUUAGGAAGAAAAGCCUCAUAAUUUAUUAAUAACUUUUCUUGUGGUUGUACUGUGCAUCAUUGGGUGUUCCAUACCAGCAAUUGAAGGCAAUUUAAAUACUUAUGAAAGAUACUACAAAAGUAUGAAAGAGAGCUUCAAUCUUGCAGGUAAAUGUAUCAUGCUUCUUUACCACUCUUGAUACAAUAUACAUGUAAUGUUUUAACUGUGCAUUCAUUUUAGUAAGAUAUUGUACUUAGUAUUUUCUUUAUUUCAUUCUGACAAACUAUAAGUAGAGUGGCCAGUUUAUUUCAGAUCUUAUACAGUAGUUGAAAAGUCAUCAGUAUAUUGGUUUUCAUAAUGACUUGUCAUCAUCCAAAGAAACCAUUAUUUAAUAUAUUUUUGUACUUUCUAACACAUACAGAAGCAUGGUAACACUAGAUUUAUUUUGAAUGUGUGUAGUAAAAUAUGCGACGCCAAAAGAUGCAUAUUUGGACCAAAAUAUUCAGUGAAGAUUUUCCUACAUUGGAGUGGAAAUAAAAUAGAAAAGCAGUUGCCAUAAGUUGGCAAUGUUGUGAUAUAUACGUUGUAUAUAUAUAAACAAAAGUAUACCUAAUAGGUAAUACUCAAGCUUGUGUCUAGUAACAACCCAAGUUUAUAUCUUGCAAACUAAUGGAGUGUAUGUCCCAUUUUCUUUUUUUCUUUUCCCUCUCAAAAGAGGUGUUCACUUCCUACUAAGUAUUGUGCCAAACUAUGAGAUAAGAUGUAGAUAUUAGAACAAGUAAUAAGGAGCAAAGCAUAUCACAUUUUGUCUCACUAUCUGUUCUUAAUUAUUAUUGUCCUUUGGUUCAAGAGUUGUCAAUACAUGCCUCUCCACUUUCGUGUCACGAAUGAUCUAGUAGUUCUUCAGUUUUAUGGAGAUUUUAUUUACUCUACUUCUAUAAUGCUCUAUAUUAUAUAUUAUAUUAAAUAUAUUAUACUUCUAUACUAUAUUUAUUAUAUAUACUUCUAUAUUAUGCUUCUAUAAUAUGGUUUACUUAUAUAUUAUUUUGUCAGGUGUAACUCAUAAAAGUCAUUUAUGGUUUCUCAAUCUUUUGAUCUCUAGAUACUGUACAUUGAUUACUUUAUGGGGUAACUUGCUUCAUCUUUCAAGAUUUGUAGGUCUACUACUGACUACUGCAUGUAGGAAAUUAUUGUGUGCCUAGAAUAUUACAACAGACCUUAGUGAAACUCGUCAGAUGUGUAGCAAUCGUGCAAUUUAAUUGGAAAAAAAGUUUUGUCUGCCAGCAUGUCACUUCUUUACAGUAUAAACAAAGGUGGGGGAAAUAUUUGUGGCAAUGUCACUAGUGUUUUUGUGUAUGAAAACACAACAGAAUUGCUUUUUUACAUACAUCUCCAGAAGAGUAUAUAGUAUUGACUCAUGACAAUUCUUAUUUUUUGGCUUUCAACCACUCUACCCAGGAACUUGUUAACUGCAGCUGGGUCAGUCUAACCUUCUUAUCUCUAACAUUGUUGGAGUCUUUUUCUACACAUCACCAUCUGGCCAUACCUAGAGGGGGAAUGGUGUGGUAACCUUGCGCUGAUUUUGGGGCUCAACAUCCCCACGGCCCGGUCCUCGACCAGGCAGCGAGGAUGUCGAGUUGUCUGGUUGUUGGUAAGCCAAACAAGACCCCUGUGUGUGAGCUGCAUACUUCCUAUAGUGUACUGUACUCUUGUUUUUAUUGCUAGGUUGAGCAGGCUGCAAGCACUCGUUUCUUAUUUUGAGUUUAUUCAUAUAGAUUAUUUAUUUCCAUAUUUGUGUAUUGUACAACAUUUGCCAAUUCAAAUACAUGCUCAUGCUGUUUUGGGAAGCAUUUAUUGAAUAUUGGUAAAUUUUAGUGCAGUACUGUAGAUAUCUUUAGUGGAGAACAUUGACUUUUAAUGUUCAAAAUCAAUCUAGAUAGGUUAUACACAUCUAUCAUGGGAAAAGUAAAAAUAUACACUGGCUGUGAAUGCACUGAAAUAAAGAUGUCUUCAAUUAUCAAAUGACAAAUCUAAUGCAAUUUUACCUAUUCAUACAUUUGAUAUUGUAAUGUGAAACGUUUGUGCAUGAUAGUUGUACUAUACAGUACAGUGUGUGUGUGUGUUAGGGGUAUAAUUUUGUCUUCAAUGCCUACAGCAUAGCACAAUUAUAAUUACAUUUGUGUGCUGAUAAUGUAUAUACAGUAUUGUUUGAUCAAUAUUUCUUGUCUCAUUAGUGCAUUUGUUAUUUAUUACAUUGAACAAUUGUCUUCUAAUUGUAUGCAGAUUAUAUACAUAAAUAUAUUUUAUCCAGAAAAGGUGAAUAUAAAAAGUAUUUUUGU